Molecule: messenger RNA, 1853 nt
Organism: Planococcus citri (citrus mealybug)
Lineage: Eukaryota; Metazoa; Arthropoda; Insecta; Hemiptera; Pseudococcidae
Product: protein rtoA-like
Exons: 7
Coding region: 99-1604 (501 amino acids)
Source: RefSeq, a predicted model, not a curated record
AGGCGAAAGUUCGAUUCCUCGACGAGUGCAAAAAAAUCACGCCGUCAGUCUACCAAAGCUCUUGGUUUAAUCAACAGUUGAACUAUACAUGAGUAAACAUGAACGAAGUUUUUCUAUUCGUGGUUUUGUGUUUGGUAACCGGGUCAAAGGCCCUGCCACCGCCGAGUUCGACCGAAUCGCCUAAAUUAAAUAGACGUCUUGAACCUAGAGAUCGCACCUUUGAUUUAUCUUUCGGAUGGUUUGGAGCAAACGAGAAGGAUGGUGCGAAUUCGAAUCCCAAUAUUAAAAUAGCCUCGAAAAUUCACGAUCGGAAAACCGAAACUGUUCAAAGUCUGUUACGAGCUUUAGAGGAGGAGUCCAAACAUGCUAACAGCGAACAACAGAAAAACAUCUUGAGUCUCAUUCAGAUUCUUUUGAAUAAUGUUUGGCAUACAGUCGAUAUGAGAGCUUUCGGUACUCCACAAAAGAUGGGAGAGAUGAUGAGUGCAGAAAGUUUCAUUAACAAGCUUAAAGAACUUUUAUGGCAGAUUUUGCAACUGUUCUACGAAUAUUUCUCUCAAGAGAUGAUGGGUAAAAGCCCAAUGUCCAUGGGUAAAUCAGACUCAUUUGACUAUAUGGGUGGCAGUUCAGGAUCAGAGAGUGGCUCAGAUUCAGGUAUGAGCUCAGAAUCUGAAGGUGCUGGUAGCGGUUCUGCAGAAAGUAUGUCAUCCGGAUCUGGAAGAAGUGAUUCAGGAUCAUCAGAAUCCGGUUCCCAAGAAUCAGGAGAAAGUGGCAUGUCAGGUAGUAUGCCAGGUGACAUGUCAUCCGGAUCUGGAAGAAGCGAUUCAGGAUCAUCAGAAUCCGGUUCCCAAGAAUCAGGAGGAAGUGGCAUGUCAGGUAGCAUGCCAGAUGACAUGUCAUCCGGAUCUGGAAGAAGUGAUUCAGGAUCAUCAGAAUCUGGUUCCCAAGAAUCAGGAGGAAGUGACAUGUCAGGUAGCAUGCCAGAUGACAUGUCAUCCGGAUCUGGAAGAAGCGAUUCAGGAUCAGAGUCCGGUUCACAACAAUCAGGAGGAGGUAGCAUGCCAGAUGACAUGUCAAGUGGAUCCAUGGAGUCUGGUGGGUCUUCACAAUCUGGCAGUGGAGAAUCAUCAGGCAGUUCAGGUAUGGGUUCAGACAUGGGUAGCCACUCAUCCGGAGAUAGUUCUGGAAAAUCAGGUGAUAGUGGGUCCAUGCAAUCCGACGACGACAAGGGAACAUCAGGUUCUGGAAGUGUACCAUCUUCAGGCGAGUCAAGCGGAUCUGAUGGGUCAGAAUCGUCUGGAGGACGUUCAGAUGAAAGUGGGUCUUCUGGAAUGCAACAAUCUUCAGGUGAAUCGAGUGGAUCAGCUAGUGGCCAAUCAUCAGGUGAAAUGAGUGGUUCAUCUGGAAGCGGACAAUCUUCUGGUGAGUCGGGUAGGUCUGGGUCUGACAGUAGAUCAGGCAGCAUGGGUGGUGAAUCAGGCGAACCUUCUUCUGAGGAUAUGGAUGAUAUGGACAGUAUGGAUGAUUCUAGUGAGCAGGAUGCUAUGCAAGUCUAUGGUAAUACUAACAGACCAUGUCCCCCACAAGUGAAAAUGUCUCCUUAAGUUUUAAUUUGUAGUAAAUAAUAUUACCGUUUAUUGUGAGUAACUAGUAGUUUACCACCUAAUCUUUAAAAAAUAUGUAUCUAUCCUUCAUUUAGAAAUGUUUUUGUAAAAUAUUGUAAUCCGUGAUUUUGUAAAGUUUUAUUGUUAUUUAUUUUAUAUAUUAUACGAACAGUCAUUAUUUAUUUCAUUAAAUAUGCCUAUGCCUAUCUUUACUCAAUAAUUAAAAUACGUACUCACAUUUCAACCUAA